GGUAUGAGUUGAGUCUGUAGCGAGGGGAGAGUGUUGUUUGACGCAGGCGGCGGUGAUGGUGGUGGUCGGUGUAGAUACUGUUGCCGCUGCUGCUGAUGAUAAUGAUGGUGAUGAGAGGAUAUUCAUACACGCAUGUUCGGUUGAGUGAAUCGUAGGUUCGGGAGUUACGGGGAUGUAAUUGGUAUCAUAAUUGAGGCGGUGCAGCAUUGUCUCUUUUGGGGUUCUCUUUUAUGAGCGUCUCUUUUUUCCAAUUUGGGUCGACGGAGGUUGCCUAAUUGGCGCUGGAAGGGUUCUUUGAGAGUUUCGGCGACGAGACAAGGUCAGAAGGGUUGUGCGAUUGAGGACGGUUCGGUCAAGAUCAGAACGCCCUGUUUGUUUGAAGCGAGAAGGAGCGAUGGGAGGAUCGGAUUUUGAGGAGUUUGAAUUGGUGGAAGAUGACGUGAAUUGGGAGGUGGAGAAGGAGAAAGAGAAGACGAAGGAGGUGAUCAAGUUGCCUACUACGCUCGUGCUCGUCGGCCGCACUGGGAAUGGUAAGAGUGCGACUGGGAAUUCGCUUCUGGGGAGCACGGUCUUCAGGUCGCGUGCUUCGUCUGCGGCUGUCACGUCCACAUGUGAGGUUCAAGAAACUGCUCGCCCUGAUGGACGCCGUCUCCGGGUGAUCGAUACUCCAGGUUUAUUUGACCCCAACCUACCACCACACUAUAUCGGCAAGGAGAUUAUGAAGUGUUUGGAUCUUGCCAAGGACGGAGUACAUGCUCUACUUAUGGUUCUGUCUGUGCGUAAUCGGUUCACAGACGAAGAAAUCGCUGCUGUUGAGAGUUUACAAACAAUUUUUGGAGAGAAGGUGGUGAAUUACAUGGUUGUUGUGUUUACUGGUGGCGACGACUUAGAAGAUGAAUCACUAGACGAUUUUCUUGAGCAAGGUGCUCCUGCGUAUCUCAGGAAAUUCCUUGAGAAAUGCGGCGAUAGGAAAGUUUUGUUCGAAAACAAAACCAAGGACAAGGCCAGAAAGGCUAAGCAAACAGACGACUUGCUUCGCAUUAUUGAUGACAUGCUUCUGAAGAACGGUGAUAAUCCAUACACGAAUGAGCUGUUCAAGGAAGCUCAGGAGAUUGCAUUUAAGACGGAACAAGGGAAGAGCAAGUUGGCGGCACGGGACGCACGCGCUUCUUAUGGUCAAGACUUGCAGGACAUUAAAAGAGAUUUGGAAAAUAAGUAUGAAGAGCAAGUCAAACAGCUCAGAGAAAUGGUCGAGUCUAAAAUCAGAUUAAAUGCCGAAAGGUUAGAGGAACGGUUGUCAAGGGAGCAAAGUGCUCGUGAGGCUGCUGAGGAACGUGCACGAGCAGACAAGUCUAGAGCUGACGCUGAACUACAAGCACUUCGUGAGGAGCUCGAACAGGCCAAUCGUGAGAGAGAGGAGCUUAGUAGGAAGAUUCAGGAGGAGCUGAGUAACCGAAAGUGCCUCAUUUUAUAACUUCGCUUGCAUCACGUUCAUGUUCAGAACGAAAAAUUCCGACUUAGCUUGGUUCCUUUGUAUCACAUAAUUGUAUAUACUCAUGCUCCUCAAUCCUGACCUCUUUGCAAUAUCUACUUAGUUAAUUACGACCUUUAUAUCGUAGUCAUUGUAGAGGUAAAUUUCACGUAACCCCACAGUGAAGGUUUCCGGACGGGCACUUGGUUUUGCAAUAAAGGUUUUUCGUCCCUUGAUUUUCA
This is a messenger RNA of Physcomitrium patens, 1713 nucleotides long. Its product is annotated as immune-associated nucleotide-binding protein 9. Gene Ontology annotation, molecular function: GTP binding. The record is from RefSeq and is a predicted model, not a curated record. NCBI's taxonomy places the organism in Eukaryota, Viridiplantae, Streptophyta, Bryopsida, Funariales, Funariaceae.